AGCAGCAAUGAGUAGUAGCUCUCUCUCCCACGUCCCAUCCUCUUCAUCAUUUUCCUUAGUUUUCCUUCUCUUGUUUUCAGCUCUUCUCCCCCUAAGUUCUGCUUCAGCUGGUCAUCAAUUCUCAAAUGGGCUGUGCAGGUCCAAAAGGUGCAAGGCUCCCCAUAAGCACCCUCCACCCCAUCAGCUACCAACUGAUCAUUCACCACCACCAUCUCAAACCAGCUCCCCUCCAUCAGUAUCUCCUUCCUCUCCUCCUCCUAGUAGUUCUUCACCACCACCAUCUCCAACUAGCUCCUCUCCAAGCAUAACUCCAUCUUCCUCUCCAGAAACAUCUCCUUCCUCUCCCCCUCCCAUUUCUUUAUCACCAACUAUCUCCCCUCCAAGCAUAACUCCAUCUUCCCAGCCUCCAAGUGUUGAACAAACACCAUCUUCCCCUCCAGAAAUAUCUCCUUCCUCUCCCCCUCCUAGUACUUCAUCACCACCAUCAUCUCCAGCUAGCUCCCCUCCAAGCAUGGAUUCAUCUUCUCCUCCAAGUAUUGAACCAGCAAGACCAUCAUCUCCAUCACCAGCAGGCUUCUCUCCAUCAAUAUCUCCUUCCUCUCCCCCUCCCAAUACUUCAUCACCACCACAAUCACCAACUAGUUCUCCUCCAAACAUAACUCCAUCUUCCUCUCCAGAAGUAUCUCCUUCCUCUCCCCCUCUCAGUACUCAAUCACCACAGCUAUCACCACCUACUACAUCACCAAUUUUGUCUCCGAGCACUUCACCAGCUCCCACAACCUACAUAUCUCCAACUCCAUCAGUUAGUACUACUCCAGCUCCUGGACCUGAUGGUUCUGUGGUUAAUGACCCUCUGAAAUCACCACCACCACCACCUCCAAACUCAUCUGCUCCCCCACCUGAUGAUGACGAUGACGUCCCGUGCCCCCCACCUCCGAAUAGAAAGCUAAAAUAAAGAUCACAGAGAGCAGUAGCUUUCCUAGAAGCUGUAGCCCCCCACCUCCGAAUAGUACUGAUCGGAUUUUAUAUGAAAAGUGCAGCCUUCUAUCUAUGUUAAGACUUUCUUUUGCGAGUCGCUAUCUAUAUUAAGAGUUUAGACUAUGUUGUUCCAUUGUUGAAUGCAUUAAUGCUAAUUCUACGAAACUUGUUUCAUGCUAAUUCUGCAAUGCUUUUUUCUUUUUAUCCUA
This is a messenger RNA of Nelumbo nucifera (sacred lotus), 1187 nucleotides long. RefSeq lists its product as uncharacterized. NCBI's taxonomy places the organism in Eukaryota, Viridiplantae, Streptophyta, Magnoliopsida, Proteales, Nelumbonaceae. The record is from RefSeq and is a predicted model, not a curated record.